UGCCACCGGGGCCAUUUGGAAGUGUUCAAUCAGCAUGGAGAACGUAGCUAUCUUCCAGGAGUACAAAGCUCUGCACAUGCUGAUUGGUCUGCUGACUGAUCAGCCUGAAGAGGUCCUGGUCAAUGUAGUGGGAGCUCUGGGACAGUUUGCUCAGAUCCAAGCUAACAAGGCCGCCAUCUGCAACGGUGGGGGCAUAAGGGCUCUCAUUAAUCUGCUCAAUGGAACAAACCAGGCUCUGCUUGUAAAUGUAGCAAAGGCUGUGGGAGCUUGUGCCACAGAAAGGGACAACGUGGCAAUCAUUGACCAGCUUGAUGGAGUCCGCCUGGUUUGGUCACUACUAAAGAAUCCCAAUGCAGAAGUUCAGGCUAGUGCUGCAUGGGCCAUUUGUCCGUGCAUCGAGAAUGCAAAGGACGCCGGGGAAAUGGUUCUCUUCCUGAUCGGUGGACUGAAGCUGAUCAUUCAGUUACUGAAGUCACCAAGCAACGAGGUGCUGACAAGCAUUUGUGCCGUCAUUGCCAAGCUAGCCAAAGACAAGGAGAUCCUGGGCGUCCUCUCUGACCGCGGGGUUGUCCCUCUGCUGGCCGGGCUGACUAACACAACUGAUGACAGACUCCGCUGCCACCUGGCCGAGGCCAUCGGCCACUGCUGCAUGUGGAGCUCCAAUAGGGCAUGCUUUGGUGACCAUGGAGCCGUUGGCCUUCUGGUUUCUUACCUGGAGUCGAACGACAAUUUGCUCCUCCUUAACACAACCAUGGCCCUGUACCAACUGUCCAAAGACCCCAACAACAUCAUCACCAUGCAUGAGGAAGGAGUCGUUGAGGAGAGACGCGGGGACAGUUUUCCUCCACGAACCUUUUGGAUUCGAGCGCAGCAGAGAAAUCUGCGGACCGAGCGGCCAAAGAUGAACACCGUUGUGUUUAACAAGCUGAGCAGUCAGGUCCUGUUUGAGGAGAAGGCGAAGGAAGUGGAAAUGAGCAGCAGAAAUUACCUGGAGGUCAUCGACGGUCAACAUCCAGAUCUCCUCUGCAGCAGCCCGGCCAUCAGAGACAGCCAGGCGGCCAGACACAGGCGGAGCGGGGGUCGUCCCAGCGGCAGCAAAGUGCGACACAAGCGCCAGGCCCUGCAGGACAUGGCGCGGCCGCUCAAGCAGUGGCUCUACAAGCACAGAGACAACCCGUACCCGACCAAGACGGAGAAAAUCCUGCUGGCGCUCGGCUCGCAGAUGACUCUGGUCCAGGUGUCCAACUGGUUCGCCAAUGCCAGGAGACGCCUGAAGAACACGGUGAGGCAGCCGGACCUGAGCUGGGCGCUCCGGAUCAAACUCUACAACAAAUACGUUCAGGGCAACGCAGAGAAGCUGAGCGUCAGCAGCGACGACAGCUGCUCCCAAGAUGGAGACAACCCUCAGAGGACACAGAGCGGUCCUGAGGAUCUCACCAAGCCCUUGUACCAGAGCGUCAUCAAGAAGGAAGGCUCCCCCAUGGUGGGCGUGGCCAUCGGCAUGGACCCAGGGCUGCGUUCUGCAGUGGAGGUCGAGGACUACGUGUCUCCACCCAAGUACAAGAGCAGCCUGCUGCACCGCUACCUGAACGACUCUCUGCGGCACGUCAUGGUGGCCAACGCUGUCAUGGACGCUCGCAAGAGGAACCACUCUGGCUCCUUCAGCUCCAACGAGUUCGAUGACGAGCUGCUGUCGCCAUCGUCCUCUGAAGCUGAGGCCCACUUCGUCUAUCGAGCCGAAGCCACAGACCAUGGAUCAAGUCAACAUGACAAGGGCAACGGUGGCGUCGCAGCGACGCAGAAGGCCAAAGAUGAGACGUACUGGAAGGAGAUCAACGCCGCCAUGGCCUUGACCAACUUGGCUCAGGGGAAGGACAGCGUCUCCGGGACAACCAGCUGCAUCAUCCAGAAGUCCUCCCAUAUAGCUGAGGUGAAGACUGUUAAAGUGCCAUUGUUGCAAAAGUUUUAGCUCCGAUUUGCCUAUGCAAAGCAGAAACAUUUCUCUCAGUAAACUUGUUGGAGUCAAAAAAACUCUCUGUGACAUUUAAAGAACUGGUGCUUAAGGAGGAAGGUGGGCUUGUGAGGAAAAAAUAUGUUUUGGUCUUUCUGAAUCUAUUCAAAUGAUGGAUUCCUUUUUUUUAAAAAAAAACAUAAAUAUUUUGUAAUGUUAACUUAUUGUUUUGAGUCUUUUUAUUGCUACAAAUAUAUUUUCCAAAGUGCCUUUGUUUUCAGCAGUUUGCUCACUGAUUGUGCACAAUGGAACAUAUGAUCACAGAGAUUUGUGAAGGAAUGUUUUGUCGAGUGCAGGCUCCUAGUCGGUGUAAUUCAGGAUUUGUCCCUUGUAACAUUAUGUGCCUUAACAACACAGUGAGCUCAUUGGCAUUGAUGAACUCAAAUAGCAUGCAUCUGCACAGGAACUGUUCCUAUUUUGACUGGAGUUUCCAUUUGGGCUGUAAACAGAGCUCUGCUUUGGGACUGCUUAACACGUUUCGAAGCGAAGAACUUUGUCCAUCAUGUCCGCCUCUUAACCUUGGAUCCUAUCAGCCGCUGAAGAAUUUUUCUCUUUUUGAGCCGUGUGUCCACCGAAACGUGCACAAGUUCUCAGCUGGACCCAAAGCCGCUAAUCGCCCACGUGGCCAGGCCGAUAAAGUCGAGCAAAAGACUGCGGUGACCUAAAAGGGAUGUUUUUACUUUACGUUAUCAGUCUGCCAUGCGAAGUGUCGUAGCUUUUCCCCUCCUUUUUUUUUGUUGCAAACAACAGGAUGGUACGGAGUAAAAAAAAAACUAACCCAAAAAGCCGAGCACCGCUCCCUCUCUGCCUUUUGAUCCGCAGCCUCCCCAGAUGUUCGACAUUACAUUUAAAUUGCUGUUUACAAGAAGCCUGAGGACAGGCUUAAAAAUGUAACUUUCUCUUCCAUGGCCUCUUUCUGUCCUGCACAGUAUUAUUUCUUUGUCAGCCAAGUGUUUAAAGCAUUUAUUAUGGCUGCCUCUGUGUGUCUUGUGUCGGUUUUGAUUAAAACUGUCUCGUCUAACUGCGUUGCAUUAAAAUCGUCUCCGUCACCCAGUGGAAAGAAUCCGCUUCUGAGAAAGUGAUUAUUGCAGUUGCACCUGAUUUUUAGCUUUAAGGAUGUCUUGGACGUACUGUUGGUGUGCCUGAAAAUGAACGUUUUGUAUUUACAGUGGUCUGACUGCCGUGAUGAAGGACUUUAAAAGAGAACAAAACUGCACAAUUACUUUUUUUUUUAAACAUGCAUUGAAUGUUUAACCAGACGUUCACGGCUACAUCAGUGUUUUUAACUAAGAAAAGUCAAAGAAACAAAUCUUUUGGUUAUAUCACUUUGUGUAUACAUGGAAGUUGUUUGUAAUUAAUCACACCGAACCUCAGGCUCUGUUUGUUUAUGCACUCGAGACGCUGGCCUCCACCUCCGGCGCGUGUUUCCCAGCCAGCUGAUCCAGGCGCUGGGAGACCUGGAGCCACGGCUCGCGUUUCAGCUUGCAGCUCUGAGCCUCCGGGCCGCUCACGCCUCACACAACGGCCGCAUGCUGGUGACGGAGGCAGAGAAAGGUCAAGGGGAGUUCAAAGGCAGCAGCAGGAACACCAGAUGUAUAAGCAAACGGGCUCCACAGCCAUGACCCCGGUACUGUAACGCUCUCCAGCACAAACUCUGCUCUUAACCACGCUGAGAGAUAUGAAAAUGUGUGUUUUGUAAUGUAUAAAUUAUUGCAUUGAAGAAGCAGUGAAAGUGGUGACCGUAACUUGUCUAUUAUUGUUAAUUUAUGUGAAUGGAUUU
Molecule: messenger RNA, 3791 nt
Organism: Xiphophorus couchianus (Monterrey platyfish)
Lineage: Eukaryota; Metazoa; Chordata; Actinopteri; Cyprinodontiformes; Poeciliidae
Product: homeobox protein Mohawk-like
Exons: 12
Coding region: 35-1969 (644 amino acids)
Biological process (GO): regulation of DNA-templated transcription
Molecular function (GO): DNA binding; DNA-binding transcription factor activity, RNA polymerase II-specific; protein binding
Source: RefSeq, a predicted model, not a curated record